Molecule: messenger RNA, 4227 nt
Organism: Aspergillus steynii IBT 23096
Lineage: Eukaryota; Fungi; Ascomycota; Eurotiomycetes; Eurotiales; Aspergillaceae
Product: putative membrane-tethered transcription factor (SPT23)
Exons: 4
Coding region: 1-4227 (1408 amino acids)
Molecular function (GO): protein binding
Source: RefSeq, a predicted model, not a curated record
AUGGGACCGGCUGAGGCUGCCUCUUCGCCCGUGUUCCCCGUCUUGGACCCGAUCGUUGUCGACGACGACAUGGACGCCGCCUACCAGGACCCCAAUCUCGACUUUCUGGACCCGUCAGGCCUGUCUGCUACGACCGAGAGUGCUGGCCGAGACUUCGACGACCUCUUUGCCCGUUCCACGUCUUCCCGCACCGUCACCGACUCGGAAUCCACGUGUUUGUCGCCGGCGGACUUGUCUGCGAAGCGACCGUACCCCGAAGCCGACCUGCUGAAGCCUAGCGUCGUGAAAUCAGAUUCCCCCGCGGAAUCGCCCGAUGAUUCGAGUCGCAGUUCGUCCUCAGAGUCGCCCCGCAACCACAUUCGAACCUCGUCGCACGCCUCGAGCGCCGUGUACAGCGAGAAUCCAAACAUGCCUUUCGGCUACACGACGGAGGAUUGGAUAAACCCGGAGUUGAUGCCGGUCAAGGAGGAGGACUCUUUCUCUUUUGAUCCGUCCGUGUCGCUCAUCGAUGGCCAAUUUGGCACGGAGCCGGAUCCCACCGAGAAUGUCAUGAUGAACUCCGCCUUCGAUUUCGAAAGCGCCGCCAGUAGUCCGAGUCCGUUGAAGACCGAUCCGCCUCCGCAACCAACCCAACGGAACUCCAAGAGCCAUUUUCGCAGCGCAUCUAAUCUCACCGCUCGGCAAUCGUCAUCUCCGAAUUUCUCAGCAGGAUCCUCUUACUUCAACAUCGGUACCAAAGAGCCGUCCCCGUUUUCGGCCUCGAAGUUCCCCGUCAAAGUCAAAUCCCCCUCGAACCAGUGGGGAAGCCCUUCCCCCUCUUCACUUCUAGAGGAAAGCUUUGGUGGAAUCAAUAUGAACGGCAGUUCCCCUUUGAAUUCAGGAUUGAAUUUCCCACCUACCGCAUUUAAUUUUGGCCUCAACUUUGCGCCGUCUCCCGCACCAAGCACUGUCAAGCCGGAAUCCCCCCAGCGUCAUAUGUUGACCGUUCAUCCGACGUCUCUCAAGUCCCGCGUGGAAACACAGAUCCCUAUCCGAUUGACACUCUUCCCGUUGCCCACCGGCGUCAGGAAAGUAAGGCUUCCUAGCCAUACGAUCUCGAAACCGAAAUUCCUCGCGCCUGCGUCCGCCGAACGGUCCGCCGAAGUCGUCGAAUUGCACACCAGUCUUGUUUGUACAAGUGCAAUGCAGGACCAAGUAAAACUCAAGAAGGCGUUUGCUCGCGCGAGAGGCGAGGAUCGCUACCGUUCGUCGAGUUCGAGUCCCCAAACACUUAGCGACCUGCCGGAAGACGAGAAACCUCUGGAUGGCGGCGAAGUGAAGAUCUGCACCGGUUGUAUCCAGCGUGAACGGAAGCGGGCUUUUCGGAAGAAGCAGAGAAAACCGGAGGAAGACGAACUGUUCCAGAAAGACGAAGAGAAGAGAGUUAUCGUUUUUAACACAAAUGAGAUCAAAGAGUGGACCGAGCCGUCUAAAAACUCCAUGCCCGGAUAUGGGGACGCUCCAGGACCUAUCAUUCCCGCCGGCGCAAUGCAGGUCGAAUUGCCUAUGCGAAUCGCGUGCUAUUGCCGGCACCAGAAUGAGAAGCUUGGAUUCCAGGUCAUCUUUACGGUGAAGGACUAUAAGGACAAUGUUAUUGCCCAGGCAAUCACUAACUCGAUCAUGAUCACCGAUGACCACAAGACCCACGCGCCCCCUGCGGCCCCGGCACCUGGACCCUCCCCUGCUUUGCCAGAUGGGACACAACUCCCCGGUGUUGGUGUCUUCCCGUCAGGCCCUAGCGUUGAGCAAGGAAAGGCGCCCCAGCAGGCACCAUCGCCAUCCGCAACUGAUCUUCAAGGGUUGCAGCAAAGGUUCAACUCCCAAUACCAGCUCAACGGGGGUUCUUUCUCUUUGUCGCAAACCCAGACAAACGGCGCCGGGCCAUCCAACUCGCAACCCUCUCGGAGUCUCUCCCGCCAAACGUCACCGAACGAUUUCCAGGGACCGAUGAGCAAGCGGCGCAAACAUAGCAACUCCGGACGGGUCCCAUCGGAGUUGACCAUGACCAAGCUCGAAGGCGUGCAGUCUUCUGCCGGCGUCUCCAAUACAUCGGGUCUGGGCAACGACACCCAGUUUUCGGCCCCGCGUGGAUUUGCUUCUCCUGUCGAAAGGCCUUUUGUCACGUCGACCGGGAUGUCAAAUCAAUUUGCAACUGGCCCACCGACACCUGGCAGCGGUGACAACAACCCGUUUUUCAACCCCUCCGCGCAACAAAGCCUGGAUAGUUUCAUUCAGCAGCAGCUGAUGUCCGCCCCCAACUCGGCCCAACCGAGCCGUCCUGGGACACCUGGGGGUUCUUCUCGCAACACGUUCCAAGACCAGAGUCUCAACCUUUCAUUGGGCCCGAGCCCCUCGACUCCCAUGUGGCCGCCCAUAACCAACGCCGGCAACCGAUUGCCUUCCGUCAUUCACAAGCUGGUCCCUGCCGAGGGUUCUAUCACGGGAGGGACAGAAGUAACGCUCUUAGGAAGUGGCUUCUAUCCUGGUAUGGAGGUUGUUUUCGGUGAUACAUUGGCCACGACGACCACAUUCUGGGGCGAUAAAUGUCUUAAUUGCUUGACUCCGCCUUCGCUCCAUCCCGGCAUGGUGGCAGUCGUUUUCAAGCAUGAGCAUCCUACUUUUGGUCAACUGCAACCAGCUCAGCCCCUGAUGCCUAAACAGCAGCAAUUCUUCCGCUAUGUGGAUGACCGCGAACUGCAAAUGUACCGUCUUGCCCUCGGCAUUCUCGGACAGAAACUCGGAAGUCAAGCAGAUGCGUUCCAGACGGCACAACAAAUCAUGGGUAGCGAUACGAAAUCCAUGUUUAAUCUUCCAAAGGAUUUCCAGGGCAGCUCGGGCGGCCAUCAGCGCCAGGUCCCUGGAUGGGAGUCGCAGGGCGAACUGAGUGACCUGGAUUCGAAGAUGUUGACCUAUCUCGAGUUCAUUGACCUCGAUGACAACCCACGCCCGCCCAAGUACAACAGCCGCGGCGGAACUGGCCAAACCCUUCUUCAUUUUGCGUCCUCUCUGGGGCUUACCCGAUUUGUUGCGGGGCUUCUUGCCAGAGGCGCAAACCCGGACGUGCAAGAUAGCACUGGCAACACACCCAUGCAUUUGGCAGCUCUGAAUGGUCAUGCCCACAUUGUUCAUCGACUGCGCCUGGCUGGUGCUAAUGUCAACGCCCGUAGUGUUCGAGGCUUCACUCCGGCUGACCUGGCCACGACAUUGUCGGCGCACCAAGCGGCUCUGGUUCCUGCGCGUCACUACCGCUCGCGUAGCGUUGGGUCCCUGACCUCGUCGCGACGCAGGCAUAGCAGCUCGGCCUCGCUCCAUUCCAUGUGGGAGUCUUCUUCAGGCUCCUUUGAUAAUGCCGUUGACGAUUCUGAUGAUGAGGAAGAGACUGAGGAGGACGAGGACGACGUCGGGUUCCCAGCGUCACGACGGGCAAGCGUUCAUCAAGAUGCACCCCCUCCGAUCUCGCCCCCUGAACAAUCGAGGCCCGAGGAAGAUGCACGGCCAUUUUCUCCGCCGGCGGCCCUCGUUGCUUGGCGAAACCAGCUUCAGGCCCAGAUCAACCAAUUCCAGCAGAGCGUUUCCAAUGCGUUCCCUAACCUGCCUGCUUUGCCGCCUAUGCCGGCUCUGCCCGACUACCAGGCUCAUCCGAUGAUGCGACGCAUUACGAACCUCGUCCCGCACCGGCCCACGACUUCGCGGUCGGCGAAGGACGGCUGGUGGGACAUGCUGACGGGUAACUCUGCCCCUAACCCUACCGAGUUACCCUCCUACGAAGAUCUCUUCCCAGACCAAGAGGAGGACGAGGCAGAAGCGGCGCGAGUCAAGAAAUCAAGCAUGCUGCAAGCAGCGACGGAGGCUGCUUUGGACCAGCAUUUCGAAGCCCAGGUCCUCGAACAAGCCAGCUCGUCCCAGGCCCCUACGGCCAAGCAGGACAAGGAUGACCUCAAAGACAUCCGCAUUGGCCGUAAAGUGAUCUCUCGUGAACAGCAGAAGCACCUCCGGGAGCAGCAGGCUCAGAGAAUGAAGGGACUUGGCAACGACCGGAACCUCUACUUUAUUUGGAUACCUCUUUUGAUCCUGGUUAUCGGUGCCUGGAUUCGCAGCUACGUUCCAGGUAUAUGGCAGGGAUUCUCCAGUGGGUACGAGUUUGUCAAGUCUCGCUAUGCGCAACGCGCCCUGGAUAUCGGGGCCUAG